AGCACGGCAACACGGAUGCCAAGCCGUUGGACGACUCUCAUGUUGCAUCGGGAGAACGGAGUUGGAUUACGCGCGGUGGUAGUUCGACACGAACGACCGCGGCGGGCGUUUGUGAUAAUCGCCGUUGCGACGGGAUCAUCCGACGCCCGAUUAAUCGAAAGGUGACGCUUACCGAGACAAGUCGGGGUUCGACCCAAAAUAUUCGGUUACAAGAAAUUAAUCUUGUCGCGCAAGAACGUAACUUGCACGAUACCUCGACGACAGCUCGUUACGACCAAUUGAGCGGCUAAUUGCCGUAGCUGUCUGAUCCGCUGAUUUCUAAUAGUUAGCCGCUCAACUUGCCCGACAAAAGAAAAAGAAGAAAGACUCUUCGCGCGCACUCGCGAGCGUGCGUUACCUUAUUUCGCGACGUACAUCGUUACGCGUAACGCGGAAAGUGUCCCGAUCUGGGACAGUCCGGGUACCCCACCCGCGAUCCAGCGAUCCAUCGAUCCCGAUGGCCUCCGGCCUCUCUCCCUCUUUUUUCGCCUCACCUCCGGCUGGUCUCUCGGUACCUUCCCUUUCGGUCUUUGGUCCUCGCAGCCAUCCGGUCGAGACCGACAGGGUUUACUAAGAGAGAGCACACGUCCUCCAGAAACUUCAGUGUAAACCGCGCUCUCGAACCCGAAGGAUCUUCGGAUUCCUCCACUUUGAGACAGAGAGUUGGGGGUGCGCGAGAGAAAGAAGAAGAUCCAGUUAACUCAUGCGGGAUCCCGAUGCGACGUUCGACGGUUCGAGUGUGAUCGAGUCUUCAGCAUCGAUCCGGCAGUGAUCCUAUCGCGAUUUCGGUGUUCCUGAUCGGAGCUUCCUGUGGUAAAAGCAAUGUGGGGUCGUGUUCUUCUAGUAUCGUUCGCGCUUAUAGCGCUCGGAACAGCGAAAUGUCCGAGGAGGAAAACGUCGCCCGUCAGAGAAAUUCUGUGCUAUACUUCCACCUUCGACGCGCAGCUCUUAGCCGGCUCCGUGUGCAGCUGCACCACUCUGGUGCAUCAAAAUCAUGAUGUGCGGAAUCUCUCAAUUUCCGACAUUGCAGACUUGCGGAAGUCUUUGAAAGAGAUGCAUCCGCCUCUUCAAUUUGUAAUUUCUAUAUACGAUCCAGCGAUGACGCUCAGAAAUUCCGCCACGGUACGGCAGGAAGCUAUCGCUCGGAUUAUUGCCGUUAUGAAAGAGGUGGACGGCGUGGAGAUGAACGUGACGGCGGGUUCGAAGGAGCGCCUUUAUAAUUUUGUCAAGAGUCUGAAAGACGAAAUGAUCCGCAAAUCUUACGACAAGAGGAUUUUCAUGGCUUUGUCCAGCAGAUCGGAGGAUUUGGCCAAGCAGUUUGAUAUUAAGGAGCUCAUAAAGUAUAUCGAUCUAUUUACGUUGCCGACGGAUUAUAUGACGGACGAAGACGGAGCCUACGUCACCUUUCACCCCUCGCGCCUGAUGGGACUUUUCGACAUGCUGAACACAGACAGCCUGAUAGACUUGAUAAGUGGAUUAGGAGCACCCAAGCAGAAGAUCGUGAUGACCUUGCCGGCCAGUGCGUACAGAUUCACUUUGGAGAACGAGGACGAGAACGCCCCGAGAUCGGCGACUACGGAGAAGGAGCCCGUGCCGAUCGACCGUGAACAGCUCUGCGAGGCCACAAACAGCGGGGAAUGGACCGUGGAACGAGAUGAGGAUCUCACGGCGCCGUACGCAUUUCAAAACAAAACGUGGAUCGCUUUCGAAGAUAAGAUUUCGGUCGGAAUAAAGGGGAAAUACGCGUUGCUGCGGGACUUGGCGGGUUUGGCGGUGCGAAAUAUAGAGAACGAUGUGGAGACCGAAUGCGAGGAACCGCUCGCGCAGGAGAUUUAUCGUGCGUUUACAGAAUUUAAGAGAAAAUCGAGACAAGCCGUGCUCAACGCGCUGGAAGACGAGCUUCAUCAAAUGCAAUUUUCGUAUCCAAAUCAUGCGAAAACGUCCAGCUUCCGCGUCGUUCGUGCGGUGGACACGGACGGGCACAUCAGGGCCGUACGCGAAAACACGCAAACUGAAUUCGUUUGCAAACGGCAAGGCUACUUCGUCCAUCCAAAGAGUUGCAACAGAUUCUAUCGUUGUGUAAAAUUCAAUCAAGCAGUAGAGGACUAUUCCGUCUUCGAAUUUGAUUGUCCGGCCGGACUGUCGUUCGACGAGCGCACGGAGGUUUGCGUUUGGCCGGGCUCCUUGCCCGAGGGCUCGCCGUGUCCUGGCAGCAGCGAGAUCGCUCCUGUCGCCCCGAAGAGAUUCGAAUGCUCCCAACCCGGCUACUACGCGGACCCACAAAAUUGUCGUUGGUUCUUCGCUUGCAUGGAUUUAGGUGGAUCGGAAUUAAUGGCGUUCGAGUUUCGCUGCCCGUACGGCCUGGUGUUUGACGAGCAGAAGCUGGUGUGCGAGUGGCCUUGGCUGGUGCCAGCCUGCUCGGGAUCCGGCUACGCCAGAACGGAAUACAACUACGGGGGAUACACCGCGGGAGCCUCGACUGGCGGUGGAGUCGGCGGUUACGUCACCGGCGGUUUGCCGGAGCACUCCGUCACGGAGGGAGCGGAUUACAACGUGGACUAUUCCAGGACGACCGGUACCGGUGUCCGCGGACCGAACUAUUUCGGAUCCACCGCGGGAGAUAUCGGCAGACAUCCCGGUGCCUCGACUCCCGGCGCCGGAACAGUUUCCGGACACGUCGGGUUCUCUGGUCCAACCGGUGUCGGUUAUUCUAAGUCCACCGAAUAUGGAGGCGCGGUAUCGUCCGGUAUACAGAUUGGUUCGGUACCACCUCGUACAAUCGUGGCAGAAGGUGGCACGGGAUACUCCGCAUCGACCAGCCAAAUUGGCGGUACUGGAUAUACCGUCUCUGACGGAUUUAAUACUGGUAGAUUUGGGAACACGGGAUCGCCGGGAGGAAUCACCGCAGACUUUUCCGAAUCCACAUCGGGAGAGUAUUCCGGAACUGCUGGUGGAAGCCAUUUGACGCAGCAAGGCGUAACUUAUUCGGCAAGACCUAUCUCGGGCUAUCCUAGUUCGGUAGCGGGAGGCUAUACAGGAAGUACGACUAGCCCGAUAAUAGAUACAAGUUAUUCUAGAACUUCCGGGGGAGUAGGAUUUUCUGGAUCCACAUCGGGAGGAUAUUCCGGAACUGCUGGUGGAAGCCACUUGACGCAGCAAGGUGUAACUUAUUCGGCAGGACCUAUCUCGAGCUAUCCUGGAGGCUAUACAGGAAGUACGACUAGUCCGAUAAUAGAUACAAGUUAUUCUAGAACUUCCGAGGGAGUAGGAUUUUCUGGAUCCACAUCUGGAGAGUAUUCCGGAACUGCUGGUGGAAGCCACUUGACGCAGCAAGGUUCGGCAAGACCUAUCUCGGGCUAUCCUAGUUCGGUAGCGGGAGGCUAUACAGGAAGUACGACUAGUCCGAUAAUAGAUACAAGUUAUUCUAGAACUUCCGGGGGAGUAGGAUUUUCUGGAUCCACAUCGGGAGGAUAUUCCGGAACUGCUGGUGGAAGUCACUUGAGGCAGCAAGGUGUAACUUAUUCGGCAGGACCUAUCUCGAGCUAUCCUGGAGGCUAUACAGGAAGUACGACUAGUCCGAUAACAGAUACAGGUUAUUCUAGAACUUCCGAGGGAGUAGGAUUUUCUGGAUCAUCUCUCGAUUCUCACGUAGGAUCUGCGAGUCCUAAAUAUGUCGGAUCGACGAAUGUAUACGAAGGCUCUAGCACGCAUACUGACGGCUACUCGGCUUCUACCGGGGCUUAUUCAGGAGCAACCGGACAUCAGCCAUCGUUCGGCCAAACUGGUCCGCCAUUCGGAUCUGUUUCUUAUCCUGGCGCUACUGGCAAUGUUGACGUCACAGGAUCGACUAACAGGCAAUACGCGGGCUCAACAGCAUACGGACAGUCGACUGGCGCGGAAUACUCCAAGGGUACGGGCGGGAUCAGCUCUACUGAAAGCACUAUUAAUUUGUCAACCAGUUCUGGGAUAGGAUCAAAUCUGUACGGUACAACGGGUUCAGGUCGCGUCCCAGGAACCGAUUUCAUUAGCGGCGUUCCGAGCUCCGAAUUGGGAACCUCGGGAGUUUCUACGGUCUCCGGGCAUGUGAGCAUUACUUCUAGACCAACAGGCGCUUCUUCGACAGGCUACAAAUACAACAGCGAGGAAGGAUACACGGUCCCUGUAUUCAUACAACACGAAGAACCGAUUUAUCCUUCGGUCGGAACAACAGGGGCCGGAGUGAGAGGCCAGGUACCGACAGGAACCGGUGGAGUCGGUUUAACAGGCGGCUACGGGAAAACUGAUUUCGCGAGACCUAAUUUGAACAUCAGUAUUUACGGCAAUGAGAUUCCUACCGGCUACAACGUUCAGACAGGCACUACCGGCGCGAUUCAACCUGGUACUAGCGUGGACGGAAGUAUUAUUACCAGUGAUUCUUUCACGGGAACUGUAUUCAGUCACGGCCACGUUCCCGGAGCGGUGUCAACUCCUGCCAUUAACCAGGGCGGAGUUCUAAUCGGAGGAGGUCAACCUGGCUAUGUCGCCACCUCUUCCGGAACACCGGGAUAUGCGAUCAGCGACGGAGUGAAAACCGUCGACGUCGGAUCGGCCAGUCCGGGAACUUUGCUGUACAGCACGCCGAGUCCUGCGAUCUCAAUAAGCGGCCCUUCGACGGCCGGUGUCCAUUUGAAAGGUGACUCUACUCCGGGCGUCGUUAUCUCCGGACAAACUGCUCCUGGAGUAUCUCUAGGAGGUUCCAUUCAGUCGGGUUUGACCAUCGAGAGCUCGACGCAUAGGCCGUACGAUCAGUCACAAUCAACGUAUCACGGCAUCAGUGGCACCCCUGGGGGUUCAAUUACCUAUUCGAGUAGCACGCCAAGCGAAGGCCUGAUACCUACAGCUCCUCACGGGUACAAAACUGACGAAGGACGCGGUACGUUCAGCACCGCUUACGACACUAACAAGUAUACGGAAAACGACAUUCUGGACUACAGGCCGACGGGCGCCAAUCUUCCCGACUCAAUCGUUCCGGGUGGUAUUCCUGGCUCUACUUUCGAAGGCCCGUCCACCCCAGGAUAUUCCUCGAGUAAGUCAGCCGUUUUCACACCAAGCGGAUUCACGAAGACUGGCCCGACCAGAACAGGUAUAACCACCGCUGUUCUCGGAGGGGGCGGCAGUUACUCGGUAAGCACAGGUGAUCGUCGGCCUGCUUACAAUCCCGACAACAUUAGUGAAAAAGCAUUCGCGGGGAACGUUGCUGGAUAUACCAAGACGUCGUUUACUGACGGCCCGUCCUUCACCUUGACUCCACCAGGCUACUCCUCGACAGCCGCGCCAGGUGGUCGCGUUCAGUCAACUACUUCCGGUUAUUCGUAUCCCAAACCAAGCGUUCAAUUCGAAACUAACGAAGCCACGUCCUCCCCAAGGCCCGUUGGGUCGACUGGAUUUAAUUUACCGGUUACGACGCCGUUCUUCAGCCGCUUGCCAACGUCAACGGUCCGACCCAUAAUUUACACCACUGAACAUCCGGAGCUUUACCAAACGACUCUCUUCGAGUCGAAGAAGAUACCAGAAGCUGUGUCGACCAUCAGACCUAUUAUAGUCCCCGAUUACAUUUCCCCGACAACCAGUCCGGUGUCCGUAUUCACCGAUGACCGGUUCACUCAACGAACGGGCGGUUCGCAAACUGCAUCAGCAUCCACGUCUGGCUUCGAUUCAGGAGUUCCCUUCCGACAGACCGAUUCGAGCGGCCCGACAGGAUAUAGCUCGUCGGUGGGAUACCUCCCGGCGAAGUCAACUGGGCCUGGCGCAAUUGCAUCCACCAUCAAGUACGACGCGUCUACGGUAACUGCGCGACCAGAGCCUGGUAUAACGUACAAGAAACCUUCAUCGAUCCCCGACGUUUCGUAUGGAGGGCCUUCCUCGUUCCAAACGCCCACCACAUUCAGACCUUCCAGCGGUUAUUAUCCCGGCCAAGGGUUUUCAACCACUCCGUCUUCUCUAGGGACAACCCCUGGCGGUGGCUCCCCGACAAACCUGGGUAUCUCAAGAGAUAAGAUCGACAAGUUGAUUACAAACUAUGACAGAGGCACCGUCAAGUACACGCCGACUGUAUACGAUACCUAUUCGAGCUCAGGAUUCGACUCGACCAAGAAAUUCACCUCGUCGCUGUCUUCCUCAAAGGUCGGCAGUGGAUUCACAAGGCCAUCCGGCAUCCUCGGCCCCUCCACACUCUCAUAUGAAGUUACCACAAAAUCGCCCGAAGGCAAGGGCAAGGUCAUCAUCAAGUGGAGCGACCUUCAUCCACUUCUCCUGGGUAAACUCGGGGCAGAGUGCACAUGCAAGGCCGAUCCCUUUGCCAACCUUCGCGGCCCGGUAAAGAAGCUGAUCGAAUCUUCCAAGGGCAAGGUGGAUCUGGCCAACUACGACUCUUCCGAGAUCUACGUUGAUUUUGGCUCUUCCGCAGAGAACGACUAUUCUACCGAUUACGGUCGGUUUCCAGCGCAGCCCUUUAAAAUUAGCGCACCCAAAACGACGUCCGUUUCGACCGGCCCGCCAUCGGCCUCUUACUUACCCGCGACAGAUGCUAGAAUAUCCGCGAACAGUAACGAGCUCCGCUCGGGUCAGCGAAUAGGCAAGAAAUUGCAGUACGAAGAGGAGGAAGAGGAAGAAGGAAACGAAGAUUACGACGACGAUCCUGACCAAAUAAUUAACGGGGUCACCGAUUGCGCCAGGCCAGGCCUCUUCAGACAUCCCGGCCUCUGUAAUAAAUUCUACGCUUGCCACUGGGACCAGUGGAAGAAGAAAUUCACGCUUCACAUCUUUAAUUGUCCUGUUCAUUUAACGUUCGAUUCGAGCGCGGGCGCGUGCAACUGGCCAAGUAAGGGACCAGCUUGCCAAGCCAACAAUUUAUUAGUGUAAAUGCGUCAUUAGACUCUUAUCAUCGGUCGAUUAACGUUUUCUUUAUAUCUUCGUGGGGCUUCAUCUAAAAUUCUUUUGUACAUAAUGAAUAGAAGAAGUCAGGGGUGCAAUUGUACAUUUUAAAAUCACUUUUUAGAUCGCUCAGUUCGGAAGAUCAAUUCGCUCUUAUACAAUGGCACGUUGCGAGUGCGGUGGCAUGUCGUUAAAUAACGAGCGAUUGUUGCUUUCACGCGGAUUGAUCUCCCGGCCUUGGAUUUCUUUUGGGGUUUAUCUUGACACCCAGAUCCCCAAACGUUUGCAUUGAAUAGCAUCGAUAAAUAUCUCGUCCAAGCGAAUCUCCUAGCGUCGGAGAGUGGAGUCGUGGGAAGAUGGAGACUUGUUGAGACGUAAGAAGAAGGCCAAAUCCAAGGCGAUCGAGGUACUGCAGGAAAGCGUCGUCAGAGUGAAAGUAGUCCGUGCUCAUCGAUCCAAAUCGCGAAAAACCGCUGGGUAUCAAUGUAAUACAGCCCGUACUUCUAUAUUCUGAAUUUAUGGAAAAGACGUGGAAUGAGUCGCUUAAGAAAAAUCCGCCUACUCGUCGAUAUAUUCUACUAAUGAUAAUAAUAUGUCAGCAAUACGUUUCUCUCUGAUAAAAUUAACACCGUGCGAAAAGUCGGAGUUUGAGGAUGACAUGAAUAAAUAAUAACGCUUGCUCUUCGUUCUUAAAUGUCACUCAUUUCAUGGAAAUUUCGUGUUCAAGAAUUAUAUGUAACGAGUAUUUCCUAUCUCGGGUCGCCCGAGGUUGCCUUUCCCCCUCCCCCUCCCUUUUAUCUGGCGUAACGAUAUCGAUAACGCGUGCUGCACGAUUGAUACUCUUCCUGAUCGAGUUUGCGCUUUCCUUUCCGGGUAUCCACAACUUCCUGACAUUCCUCAGAUAAUUGUUCAAAAGUUACUUAUUACAUACUGCGCGCUCGCGCUUCCCUUGAUUUUCCGUCCCUAUAUCUUACCUUUCAUAUUCUCACAAAAUAUAAUUUAUUCGUCGCUUAUUAAGAAAACGUAGCGAUAAUGUCAACGUCUACUCUUUCUACGGUUCUGACAGCGCUUUAAUUAUCGCCCCGAGCAUUUAUCGAGCGGUUAAUUGAGUACUGUUAAGAUCUUAAAUAAAAAAUUGCGUGACCAAGA
Vollenhovia emeryi is the source of this 8100-nucleotide messenger RNA. RefSeq names its product mucin-19-like. The record is from RefSeq and is a predicted model, not a curated record. The coding region runs from base 862 to 6939 and encodes 2025 amino acids. Gene Ontology annotation, molecular function: chitin binding; chitinase activity. NCBI's taxonomy places the organism in Eukaryota, Metazoa, Arthropoda, Insecta, Hymenoptera, Formicidae. The transcript is spliced from 10 exons. Gene Ontology annotation, biological process: chitin catabolic process; carbohydrate metabolic process. Gene Ontology annotation, cellular component: extracellular region.